AAAGGAGGGGUCAGGAUGAGACCCACUGGCCCCUCCCCCUGUGGAGGAAGCGGUAAAGGGCCGGGCCAGGUAUUUCCUGAUUCUGCCUUCCCGGCCGCGGUCCAGACACAGAAAACAGCCCGGACCGGUUUCUCCCUGUGCCUUCCUCCACGUGGGAAGCCCCGCUGCCGCAGCCGCUGCCGGCCAGAGCCCCGGCUCCCCGACAAGCCCAGACUUGAGCUACCAGGAAGAAUGUCUUUCAGAUUUGGACAGCAUCUCAUCAAGCCUUCCGUGGUGUUUUUGAAGACAGAAUUGUCCUUCGCUCUUGUGAACAGGAAGCCAGUGGUACCAGGACAUGUCUUGGUGUGUCCCCUGCGCCCCGUGGAACGUUUCCGUGACCUGAAUCCCAGUGAAGUGGCAGAUUUGUUUCAGAUGGCCCAAAGGGUUGGAAAUGUGGUGGAGAAACAUUUCCAGGGAACUUCCCUCACCUUUUCCAUUCAGGAUGGGCCUGAAUCUGGACAGACUGUGAAGCAUGUUCAUGUUCAUAUACUUCCUAGGAAGACUGGAGACUUUAGCAGAAAUGACAGCAUCUAUGAUGAGCUUCAGAAGCAUGAUAAAAUAGGAGAAGAUUCUCCAGCUAUGUGGAGGUCAGAAGAUGAAAUGGCAGCAGAAGCAGCUGAGCUCCGGAAAUAUUUUCAAUAAAGAAGCUUCCAGAUAAGAAGGCAUCUUGGACAAAUCUCAAGACAAGAGAAAGUGGGUCUUCUCAUCCAAGAUGUCAUCACCUUGACCAUGAAGCUGAGCAGGAUUGAUUAUUCCCUCCAAAAAAAGCACCCCUUCUUUGAUGUAACUCUUUGUUACCCAUGGGCCUGUUGUUAGAUAUGUUUUUCCAUCAGAAUGACUGACAGGCCCUUUUUCUCUCCGAUGGCUCCACUCAUACUCAUUUUCCCCCUGGCUUUGCUAUUUAGACGGGCAGCUGUCCCUGGUCCUGACUGGAAAUAAAGCAUUUGUUAAAAUGUC
Molecule: messenger RNA, 996 nt
Organism: Sarcophilus harrisii (Tasmanian devil)
Lineage: Eukaryota; Metazoa; Chordata; Mammalia; Dasyuromorphia; Dasyuridae
Gene: FHIT
Product: fragile histidine triad diadenosine triphosphatase
Exons: 7
Coding region: 16-681 (221 amino acids)
Biological process (GO): purine nucleotide metabolic process; intrinsic apoptotic signaling pathway by p53 class mediator; diadenosine triphosphate catabolic process
Cellular component (GO): cytoplasm; nucleus; plasma membrane
Molecular function (GO): ubiquitin protein ligase binding; bis(5'-adenosyl)-triphosphatase activity
Source: RefSeq, a predicted model, not a curated record